UUUAGUCCUUUACAGGCUGUCAGUGGUGUUGUGUGUUUUGUUGGAUGGAUAUGGUGCCAGUGAUACGGUGACGAAACUGUACCUUUACGGAGAACUUUAGGAGCCAUUUGAAAGUCGGGAGUUGUUUUCAGUUUGAAGAGAGAGAUGGCGGGGAUCAUUAAGAAACAGAUCCUGAAGCACCUAUCCAGGUUUGCAAAGAACCUUUCCCCAGACAAGAUCAACUUGAGUACUCUGAAGGGGGAGGGGCAGCUUACCAACCUGGAGCUUGAUGAAGAGGUGCUGCAGAACGUACUGGACCUGCCAACGUGGUUAGCUAUUACCAGGGUCUACUGCAACAAGGCUGGCAUCAGGAUACAGUGGACAAAGUUGAAGACUCACCCAAUUUGUUUGUAUCUGGACAAAGUGGAAGUUGAAAUGAGAACAUGUGAAGAACCACGACCUCCAAAUGGCCCUUCACCCAUUGCUCUUGCUGCUGGUCAAAGUGAGUAUGGCUUUGCGGAGAAAGUAGUUGAAGGAAUGUUUAUCACCGUGAAUUCAAUCACCAUUAAGAUUCAAGCCAAGGCUUUCCAUGCUUCAUUUGAACUGUGGCAGCUACAAGGAUAUAGUGUGAAUCCCAUAUGGGAACAGAGCGACCUGCGUUUUACUCGCAUUACUGACCCACAAAGAGGAGAGGUUUUGACCUUUAAGAAGUUAACUUGGCAGACUCUACGCAUUGAGGCUGAUGCUAUUGAGAGCGGGGAACAAGAUUUUGCAAGCACUCCACUAAGACUCAUCACAAACCAGGGGAAAAUCCAAGUCGCUCUGAAACGAAGGAUAAAAGACUGCAAUGUGGUUGCUACCAAGCUUAUGGUUUUAUUAGAUGAUUUACUGUGGGUAUUGACUGACUUGCAACUGAAAGCAAUGAUAAAAUAUGCAAAGUCCCUGACUGAAGCCAUUGAGAAGUCAUCACAGCAGAGGAAAAGCCUGGCACCAGAUAUCCUACAGGCAACAUCACCCACUUCUACCUCUCAGCAGAUGAGAUCACAACAAGCCACAUCAACUGGAACUCCCAACAGCGUAAGCAAUUACUUUGAGCGAUUUGAUGUACGGGAGACCUCUUAUCACCUUUUGAUUUCUCGGCUGGAUCUACACAUCUGUGAUGAUGGAUACUCCAAGGAGCCAGCUGAAAAGCGUCGAAUCACAGGAGGGGCAGUGCAGCUCACCUUCAGAAAACUGGGAUUUGACUAUUAUCCUUUCCAUUGGGCAGGUGACAGCUGUCGACAUUGGGAGAGGCACUGUGAUGCUAUGGAGAGAAGGAGCAAAUGGGCAAAGGAGCUUCUAAAGGAGUUCCAGGCUAAAGUAGAGAGUUAUAAAGUGCAAACUGCCAGUGCAUCAGCCAACCCUUUAGCAGCAGAUGUGCAUUUUAUUAAAAAAGAUCUUUUAUCGAGCCCCAAAAAAAGUCCACCAGAGAGGGAUAAAACCAAUGGGCAUCCAUCUGCUCCUCCUGCAUUAGGAUUUUUGCAGCCACAGUGGAACAGGUUGCGAUCAAGUUGCCUUGUUAUUCGAGUGGAUGACCUUGAUGUGUAUCAGGUGUCCACAGCUGGCCAUCAUGGUAAGAAACCCUCCACCCUGCUUUCUUGUAAUAGGAAGUCUCUUCAUCUUCCUGCCAACAUCUCAGCCAUACACAUGGAGUUUACAGAAUAUUACUUUCCUGAUGGCCAGAAAAUUGCUGUUCCCUGCCCUAAUCUUUACAUGCAGCUGAAUGGCCUGCAGUUCACACUGGACUUCCUUAGCAUACUGUGGCUUAAUCGGUUUGCCCUGAACCUCUAUCAGAGCCUGCAGCAGUUUAAAGCAAUCUAUAUGCUAGAAGACUCGAACAAGGAGGAGCAUAUGGACAUUCGUAUGGAUGGCUUUGGCUUAAAGUUCAUUAUCCCAGUGGAGAAGAAAGUCACUGAUCACCCAGAUCGUCCUCAAAGUCUUGUCAUCCAGAUGACCACAAUGACCACCACUAACACCCGACAUUCACCUCACUGCAGUCGAGCAGACCUUCAGCAAGUGUUCCGUACAUUUGCGGCUUCUGAGUUCUUCCAUUCUACAUUUACACAAUUCCCCAAGACAAGCAGCAGCUUUAAUGUGCUCCAGACACUUUUCCUGCAUCAUGCUUAUGAAGUGGAAUCUAAACUCCAAACACACAAAAAUUUUACACCUGACACUUUCAAAAUGUCUUCUUCUGAGGAUAUUUGGUCUGUGCAUUUUGCACAACUAGCUUUGCAUUUUGAGGGGGCAUUGACUUCAAAGGGCAAACCUUUUAGCUUUGUAGAUCCAUUUCCCCUCUGUGUUUGGGUUUGUCGCCCAACAAAGUUCGUACAGUCCCAGCUGGUAGAAAGGAUGAUUGAGCCCUCAGGUCUGAAGGCGCAAAUUAAAUCCUCCAUUAGCUUUAGCAAUCAUAUUGAUUGUGACCAUUUUACUGUAAGACUUGGAAACAGCCAAAGAUCUAGAACAGUACAUGAGCUGAGGGAUGUAGCUCCCAUGGAGAGUAAUACUAUUCUAGUAGAAGGUAAGCCUCUCACAAAGCAUCUGGAUGCGGAGGCUUUUGCAGAGUUGCACCUACUUGUACAAACAGAAGCUCAUGUAAAGCUACGCUUGAACCACUACCAGUAUCUGGUGCUGCUGCGUCUGAAGGAGAUGCUGACAGAGUUACAAGAAGAACUGGCUUUGGACACACAGGAAAUCACAGGGACACAGUUGGAGUCCAUGUCGUGCUGUAUUGGAGUUACGCUCACUAGUGCAGAGAUUGCUUUACUGCUCCAGCCCAUACCUACCUCAAGCUAUGAAGCAAAGUCAACUGACUCAGACAGCAGCAGCCUGACUGAUUCUGAUCUUUCACCCUCAGGGAGCAGGGAGGCACUAGCCACAGAGGAGAAAGGAUUAACAAAUGAAAUGUCCAUAGUUAAGUCAGCAGCAGGUUCUACCAAGGGUCUUGAAGAUAGUGGUAUUGAAAAUGUUGAAGCAAGCAUUGGAUCAGCAGCAGGGGGUGACUUACUGCCCUUGCACCGCAAUGGGACUGUGACAAAUACACAUGUGGUUUGCCCUACAGUCAAUGACACUGAGAACGUGCUUGAUGGAGGUUCUGUGGAAGAGGCCUUUGAAGCAGAGGAAUCACUUCAUUCUGAAACUGCUGCUGCUGUAAAUGAAGUGGGCUUGGUCUGUGACAACCAGAAAUGUCCUGCAAGUCCUUCCACAAACUCAUUGUCACUUAAGAGCAGGAGCACAUCUUUUAGUGGGUCUGCUGAAUUAAUCCCACUAAAGCAUUUGGAGGUGGAGUUAACAGGCGCUCUCAAUUUAACAAAAGAUGUCACCAAAGAAGCACUGAAAGAGGCCGUUUCCAUAACAAAGGAUGCCUUCAGUAUCAGCAGGGAAAAAAUGACUGCCACCAUGCAGCGAAUGAUGUCCUUGCCACCAGCCAGAGAUCUGACUUCUAAAAGAGAAGAAAAUGCUGUUGUCUCUACAACUACUGGUAGCAGUAAGCUUCGUACUGUUAUGAUGAAUCGCACAGCAUCUCAGCAGUCUUUUGAUUCGACAUCCCUUGAUGGUAGCUUGCUGGAUGACAGGCUCUCUGUAGACAGUGAUGGCAGUGAAAAUUUUGUGAUAUUAAGUGAUAUAGAGUCUGGUGUGGAAUCAGAUCUUCUGUCUCAUCCUUUGGAAGACACUGGGAGCAGGCCAAGCGCAUUGGACAGGAUUCGAGGAAUUCUGGAUGGAGAUGGGAAGACAUCUCCAGAUAUCACAAGUUCAGCAUCCCAUAGCACAGAGGAGUCUAACCAGGACAUGGCCUCUGUUGUAGUUCUCAAGAUGUCGGAUGUGAACUGCGGAAUUGAUGUUCGAGGUGAUGAUUUGGCAGUCAUGGUUCAGGCUUUGGAGGUCGUGCCAGAUCAGCUUGGUAACGUUGUGAUGCAGCAGUAUUUGGACAGCAGCAGUGCUGGUGACCUUGGCUUCCAAAAACUAGUUUCUGAGAUUACAAGGACUUGCCCACAGAUGUGCUUGCGUCUUGAGUCUGGACCAGCUGCUGCAGCCCACUCUCCUCUGGCAGUGAGGAAUGGCUUUUUGCAUUUGAAGAUAAACAGCUACAAUGCAGAGUUACUCCUCUCAUCACUCAACAACAUUGUUCCCUUCCUUGAGGAUGAGAUCAUACCGGAGGUGAUUCCCAUGAAGAUUGAGAUUGUGGAUACCCAGGUCACCUUAAAGGAUGACGGCCCAAGAGUUUACCCCACAUCCCCUGGUCCUGUUCCUGUCACAUUUGCAGUGGAUCGACUGACUAUGCAGCGUAUAGAUGAUGGAACGUUUUGCAUUAAAGUAGCACCGGUGGAUCAUCUGCCUUCAGUGACAAAUCAUAAACGGUCUUCCCUUAGCAUGGAACUAGAUGGCACAAAGUCUAAAAGCCCACAGGAUGGCAGUGCAGGGAGGAGUAAAGAGGCUUCACUGGAAGAUCAGUAUGAACAGUUAAAGAAUGAACUUGAAUCCACAAGGAUGGCUUUGGCCAGAGCGAAGACAGAGAAUGAAAGGCUUCUGUGUGAAGUUAAGAAACACAACCCUGAGUUUCACCUUUAGUCGGGACAUCUGAGAGCAGGAAGAAAAAGGAAAAAACAAGUAAUAUUUCUGAAGAUGUGGUUGGAGGUCCUGUGGAAAUGACUUGAAUGGGGUUCAAUGAACUGAAAACAAAGCUUGAACACAAAAUUGCAGUGCAAUAAAGGUUGGAGAAGGGAAUGCAACUCUAGUCAUAAAAAGAACUAACAUUAUUGGUUUAACACUGUUUCCUCUUCUUUGGCCUACAGUCCAGUUUAAUCAGAAAGGUACAUAGUUUGUACUUUGUGUCUGCAGCUGGCAGCACUAGUACCCAGACCCACUGCCAGUGAGGAGACUUUUCUUUGCAGACAGUUGACAACCAGCAUCAUUCAUCAGACAGUCUCAUGUUUUUCCUUAAGGCAUAAGACAUUUUUUAACUGCUGAACAAAGUGGCCUGGUUUUCAUGCAACUGUGAUGGGGUGUUGACGUAUGUGGUACGUAACUGCUGUUUACCUGGAAUACUGGAAGGAACUCCACUGGAGAACAAAAACUGGUCAGGGAGGGUUCCUGUUGCUUUUAUUGCACUAGAAGUUAAUGGAAACCCAUUGAAUACACCCCUGGUAAAACCAUUUCAGUAUUAAGAAAACCUGCACUUUCAUUUGAAUCAUGUUAAAUAAGAAUUUGCUGCUUUUGUGUUUACCUGUGUGGGGACAUCAAUUAAAAGCAUUGUGUGCCUCUACUGAUAGUUACUAACAAUGUCACCUGGUGGUGCAACCAAAAAGGAAAAAUGGAGAAAAACACGGAAAGAAAAGGAAAAAUGAACCUAGAAAGAAGUGUUACAACAUAUCUUAGUUAGGAUCCCAGGGUGAUGUGUGAUUGUCCUGCCACAGAAGUACUGUUACAACAUAUGAAUAUGGAGUGUCCAGUAUGUUUCACACCCUAGGAGUGUGUUUGUGUGCAGGUUCCUCACAGUUGUGCCUUUACAAAACCUAUUGUGAGCGUACAUGUGGGUGGGGGUAUAACAAAGGAAAGGAGCCAUUUUAUUUGCUAGUGGGUUUCAUAGUUGCUGUUGAAUAUUUAAGUGCAGAGCCAUUUUCCUGAAAAGUAUAAAAAUAAGGCUGAAAAAUGCCUACAGCAGAUGCAUGAAGAAUGUUUAAAGCCACUUGCACCCCCCCCAAAAAAAAAAUGUAUGCCAUAAUAUCUGUUAUCAGUAGCACAGCCAGAAUGGGAUAUGACUCAACUUGGGGAGUAGGAGAGAGGAUAAGUUAGAGUAAAUAAUUUUAUGGCAGUUGUAGUGAAUGUAGUCUUAACACUGCGCCAGGGUUUACAGGUCACACACAUAUGUAAAUAUAGUUUUGUUCAAACAGCAAGCUACCCACUGUAAGAUAGUAACGUCAGGCUGGUGUCUAGUAGUGCUUAUGUAUGUAAAACAGCAGUACUGAAGAUGCUUUACAGGUCAAAGAUAUGAAGAUUGGUUGUGAUGUCAUGGUGUUAAAACAUAGAAAAACAUGAACACAGUAUUAAGUAAUGAAACCAUUCAUUCACUGUGUUGAUAACAAGGUAUCUAGGGCUGCUUGUGAGUAGGAACAGUUGUCAGAGUAUUUGGUUAUUUUGUUACCAUCAGGCACGAUGUACAGGGAAUUAAGACUCUGAGCUUUUGAGUGGCUUCCUCUAGCUAAGAGUACUGGGUUUGAUUUCUUCCACUUCCAGUUUGCAUGUUGUUCAACUCAGAGUUACUUAAUUAGACAAUGCUUCCAGGUUGCCAUGAAAAAGGACUCUUGCUUCCAGUGGGGUUACCCAGUUAACAAAUCUAUAAAAUACAAUUUAAAAGAAAUGUAAUUCAGGAAGUAUGUAUAUGUGCUAACAGACACAUCACUGUGAUACCAAAUUCCAUUUUUGUGUUUUGGUAGUUAAGUAACCAUUAAUGAUUACAUUUCCCAGUAGCAUGGUCGUGUCUGCAUGGUAUUUUGGCUUAACUUGUUCUUUAUUACAGCCACCUCUUGUAGUUUAAUUAUGUUAAGGAUAGUGUAACUCUGUAACCCCUUCCUCGGGGUGAACUUUGUAAACAAAAUUUGACAUGAAUUGUGAUACUGGAAACUGCUUUAACAGCCAGACAUCUCAGAUUUAGUUUGCUGUCCACCAUUUGGCAGUAUUUAGGUUGGUGAUGUUCUGUUUCUAGGUGUUUUCAAGAUGUGUGGCUCCAGUUCUGUUUCAUAUGGGAGAGAGUUUUCUGUAACUGCUGUACAUGGCACUUAAAUGUUCUUUUUAGAGCUUUGUAGCAUUUUAGUAAAUUUAUUUAUUAACCAUUUGAGUUUACUUAUCUCAGCAUAAGUCUGUAAGCCACAAACUGUGCCAUUAACCAGGAGAGAGGACAGUAUAACAUUUAGACUAGGUUGACAGAUUUAGCUAAAAAGAUGGGUGCUACCCUGUAGCAUGGCAGCUGCUUUGUUUAUUCUGUCAGCUCAGCUCAGGGUGGUGUGUAACAUGCAUGUUUUAUCAGAAUUACUUUAUAUGUGGACACCAGGCUCUCAGUUGCAUCAAAUCCGUCAGUUUAAAGUGGAACCAACAAUACCAGUUGCACCUCUGACUUCAUCUGGGGAUCUGUUUAAUAGUAUUGUUCCUGGAACAGAGAUGGAUUCCUUCUGGCAUUUUUUCGAUUUAGGGUGGGAGCGAGUAUACCUUUUCUGUUUCCAAAAAGUAACACUGUUUGGAGUUUGUGGAAGAAAUCCUACCUGCUAAACUUAGGAGGAGUGACACGGGGUACCAUUUCUGAAGUGAGCUAUCUGUUAGGUAACAUUUUGUUUAAAGGUGGCAUUAAAGUAUUUUGUGGAGGGCAGCCACAGCUAGAGGCAUUGAGGGAGGAUGUUUAUAUAAUAACUAGACUAUAUUCACACUGCACAGCAGAAUGCACUUAAUUGUUUUGAGUGUUAUGUCUGUCCAUUUUGAUCACUUUCUACAAUUUCAAUUGAGGUGUUUAAUAGUUUAAUCACUUUGUGUUUCUCCUUCUCUGAGGUCAUGCCAGAGAAAGCAAAAAUACAGUUUUUCUGAUUUUUCACCAUCUCACUGAUGUAGAGGGAUAAAUCCCCAGGUACAACCCUAGUGUUCUGGGUUCAAUUAGCAGUUCAGACAGUAAAGCAGUUGGUAAGGAGAAGAAGAGAUAUGAGAAGGCCAAGAAUGUUCAUCUGUUUCAGAGGAAGGGUGGGACACACACACAGGGUUUAUACUUUGUGUUAGAAUCUCCACUGCAUACCAGAGAUUUUAUAGAGACACUUGUUUGGAAGGACCAUCUGAGGGGUUCCAUCACUCCCAGAAGUGGAUAAUGCUCCCUCACUAAUGCCUUUUGUACACUGAAUCCUUCCCUAACUGUAGGCAUAUACAGUGCAUGUGAGGUCCACAUCACAACUCCCCAAGUGAUGACUGAACCAUGAUCAGCUCUCUUCAGUUUGUGAAACAGAUGGGCAGAAUCACAGUGAUCAACAAAAACUGUAUUGCACUUUCUCUGAGAUGCAGUCAUCUUGAGGUGCAAAUAAUAAAAUAAGUGGUGAAGUAUGAAUGGAAUAUUUUUAAGUAGUAUUGAACCAAUCCUUUAUGCAUUUGACCUAAUAUUGUGCAAUGAUGUAUGAGUAAAUUAGUUUUGGGUUAACAUGGUAGACUGAUAAGUGGACCUAAAGUAGGGAGUUGGCAGAUUGGGCCUCUAUUUCCAUUUCAGUGUGUCAUAAAGUAGUCACACGUCAUUCAGGCUGCAAAUCUUUUUUAUGGGUAUAUGGUCUGUUAUCACUUGGCCUGAGAGAAUCACAGUAGAGACUCCACCUCAUGUCUUACUGUUUGGAGUAAAUCUUGUGGAGCAAACAGCAUUUGCACCAUUGUCAUCUUCUUGGAGCUUUCAUCACUGAAGGCUAGGGCUUAGAACUCUCUUCUUCUGCACCACUGGUGAGCAUCUAAAUCACGUCCUGUGGAUUUUCUCCUUUGGCAUGAUCCUUAUCAGUGACAGACUGCCAGCUGGAGUUGAGGGUGCCCUGCAAAUACGCCCCCCAAAUCAUACUUCUUCCUGCACAUUGAAAAUGUGUUGGAAGAUGAUUGGUGCUUGUUACAGUUAGUGACAGGUUAUUGUACUGCAGUGUUGGGAUUACUCUGUCAUCCUUCCUGUGUUUCCCUGCACCAGGCCAGAUGUCUGGUCCUUGAUUCUCUAUCCUUUACUUAGCCUGUGACACCUCUUGCUGGUGAGGAGGAGGACAAUCAGCAUGUGACUGGACAUUCCUGAAGGAAGACUGCUGAAUUGUCUGCAACUCCUGAGACAAAGUACUCCAGGGAUAACUACACUGGAAGUCAACUGGGAUGGUAA
Protopterus annectens (West African lungfish) is the source of this 8881-nucleotide messenger RNA. It is a transcript of the gene BLTP3A, whose product is annotated as UHRF1 binding protein 1. Lineage: Eukaryota; Metazoa; Chordata; Ceratodontiformes; Protopteridae. The record is from RefSeq and is a predicted model, not a curated record. Gene Ontology annotation, molecular function: histone deacetylase binding; RNA binding. The transcript is spliced from 21 exons. Bases 145 to 4584 code for a protein of 1479 amino acids.